AUGUCGACACCACCAUCACUUGAAAGUUUGAACGCAGCAAUCAGUGUCCUAGCACAACAAGUGACACAACUAAAUAACCAAGUUAACCCAACGCCGGAAGCUAAUUUCGCGCCAUUCGAAAUUAGAAACCCCACGACGGGGCACAUUGCUCAGGUGUCGCACGAGGAUCCGUUGGCUCUUCUAAAAACUAUAAACGACUACGAUGGAAACCCGAAUCUCCUUAACCAUUGGCUGAAUAAAGCGAGGAGGAUCAACCAAUUUUUUUUUGCAACGGAUUCGGAUACUCAACAAAAACAGGGUCAUUAUUACACAUUUCUGCUUGGACUAGAAUCCAAAAUUAUUGGACCUGCACAGGAAUACCAGCAAGAAAUUAUCAAAGAAGAUCAUCCAACCAACCGAAUAACAAUUUUCAACAACAAAGACAAGAUCAAAGAUUUCAGUAUCAACAACAAGGUACUUUAUACCAACAACGACAACACCAACGAGAUUUCCAACCGUUUCAAAGACAACAACGAAGUUUUGAGCAACGAGAAUUUCAACCAUUUCAAAGACAACAACACAGUUUUGAGCUACGAGAAUUUCAACCAUUUCAAAGACAACAACGAAGUUUUGAGCAACGAGAAUUUCAACCAUUUCAAAGACAACGAGGUUUUGAACAACGAGAAUUUCAACCAUUUCAAAGACAACAACGAGGUUUUGAACAACGAGAAUUUCAACCACAUCAACUGCGAGAUUUACAACAAUUACAACAAGACGGCGCCAGUGGUUGUGUGCAACAUGAGAACCAACAGUUCCAGCAACAACUUCAGCGUGAUCGAGAGCUAA
Molecule: messenger RNA, 825 nt
Organism: Toxorhynchites rutilus septentrionalis
Lineage: Eukaryota; Metazoa; Arthropoda; Insecta; Diptera; Culicidae
Product: probable serine/threonine-protein kinase clkA
Exons: 3
Coding region: 1-825 (274 amino acids)
Source: RefSeq, a predicted model, not a curated record